Molecule: messenger RNA, 1391 nt
Organism: Entelurus aequoreus (snake pipefish)
Lineage: Eukaryota; Metazoa; Chordata; Actinopteri; Syngnathiformes; Syngnathidae
Gene: nif3l1
Product: NIF3 NGG1 interacting factor 3-like 1 (S. cerevisiae)
Exons: 9
Coding region: 229-1341 (370 amino acids)
Cellular component (GO): mitochondrion; cytoplasm
Source: RefSeq, a predicted model, not a curated record
CACAAGCGAGUGUGCAGUGCCCAAACCGGAAACAGGAAAAGAGCGUAGCACAACUUCUCAUCCCCAAAUCACGAGUGUCUCAAAGGGCUGCACAAGCCACAACGACAUCCUCCUCGGCCCAGAUCCCACAUCAGGGCAAGGAAAAACUCAACCUAAUGGGACAUAAGAAACCUUGGAGGGGACUGCAGACGUGGGGACGUGGGACCGGUCUCGCCUGGUGUUGACUGGAUGUCUUUCCACGCCAUCCCUCAGACGUCCCUCAACAACAGUCAUCAAAGCCCAGCCCCUAGCCAGAUGGAGCUAAAAAAAGUUGUACAGGUGUUGGAGGAUCUCGCUCCCCUCUCUUUGGCCGAGUCGUGGGACAACGUGGGCCUGCUGGUGGAGCCGAGCAAGCCGCGGCCCGUGAAAACCAUCCUACUUACCAAUGAUCUCACGAACGCCGUCAUGGAGGAAGCGGAGGCCAUGAGUUGUGAUCUUCUCAUCUCUUAUCAUCCUCCGCUCUUUCAACCAAUCAAACGUCUGGUCCAGAAGGACUGGAAGCAGCGAUUGGCUAUCCGGGCCGUGGAGGCUGGCAUGGCCAUCUUCUCCCCUCACACGUCAUGGGACAGCGUAAGAGGAGGAGUUAACGACUGGCUGGUUGGCGGACUUGGGCCCGGCCAGGUGUCUGUGCUGAGUCAGGCCUACAUCGCCUUAGAACACACUCACAUGGUGGAGUUCAAAAGCAGGACUGAGACUUUAGACGCUCUUCUGGAGAAAUUGACAACACAAUUUGAACAGGAUAUUGAAGUGACAGUACAAGACGCACACAGAAUUGAUGGUGACUACAGUCAAGUCAGGCUACACUGCAGUGGCUCUGUGCUGACCCCUGUUGUUGAUAAAGUGUUACAACACAUCAUUUCCUGCAACUCCCUACACAUCCUUAAGUUUGAAAAGACACCUCAGUUAAACCACGGCCAGGGGCGCCUCAGUGUCUUAAGCCAGCCAGUAACCGUGUCGACCGCUGUGCAGAAAAUGAAGUCCCACUUGGGUUUGAGGCACGUUCGUUUGGCCAUUGGACAGGGGCGCACGGAAGAGUCGUUUGUUCACACUGUGGCUGUGUGCGCUGGAUCGGGAGCCUCAGUGCUGAAAGGUGUCAAAGCAGACCUCUACGUCACAGGUGAGAUGUCUCACCAUGAAGUGCUGGAUGCGGUUGCCAAGGGAACUAGCGUCAUCCUUAGCGAUCACAGCAACAGCGAGCGUGGCUAUCUAGCGGUCUUCCGGGAGGAACUGACUCAACGUCUUCCUGUCAAUGUCGUCGUGAUGGUGUCGAAGGCUGACCGGGACCCUUUGGUGAUUGUUUGAAGAAUUCAUCUUGUCACUUUCUUGUUCCUCUUAAUAAAUAUGUGGCCGGA